This is a messenger RNA of Penicillium atrosanguineum, 1002 nucleotides long. RefSeq names its product NAD(P)-dependent alcohol dehydrogenase. Bases 1 to 1002 code for a protein of 333 amino acids. Gene Ontology annotation, molecular function: alcohol dehydrogenase (NADP+) activity; zinc ion binding. Lineage: Eukaryota; Fungi; Ascomycota; Eurotiomycetes; Eurotiales; Aspergillaceae. The transcript has a single exon. The record is from RefSeq and is a predicted model, not a curated record. Gene Ontology annotation, biological process: alcohol metabolic process.
AUGCCUAUUGAAUUUACCGUCUUCAAAGGGUCCAAAGAUGGAACGAUUCGAGAGGAAGUCACACGGCGCGACGAACUCAGGGGCGACAAUGUGUUGGUUCGAAUCACCCACUCCGGUGUUUGCUUUACCGAUGUCUAUUACCGAAAUGUAGACAUGGCCCUCGGUCACGAAGGAGCGGGUAUUGUGGAAGCGACCGGCCCUGAUGCCAAGAUCUUGAAGAAAGGCGACCGUGUAGGUUGGGGGUACGAGCACGAUUGCUGUGGCCACUGCCGCCAGUGCCUGACCGGCUGGGAAACUCUGUGCCCUGAGCGAAAGAUGUACGCCGGGGCCGAUUUAGAUCAAGGAUCAUUCGGAUCUCACGCCGUGUGGCGUGAAGCAUUCCUUUUUAAGGUCCCCGAAAACAUGAGUAACGAGGACGCCGGCCCUUUGAUGUGCGGUGGAUCGACUGUUUUCAACGCACUUCACGUCGCUCAGGUUCGUCCGACCGCUCGCGUGGGGGUGGUCGGAGUUGGUGGUCUGGGCCAUCUGGCCAUCCAAUUUGCUACCAAGAUGGGCUGCAAGGUCAUCGUUUUCUCUGGAACGGAUAGUAAGAAAGAGGAAGCUUUGAAGCUGGGCGCUUCCGAGUUUCAUGCAACCAAGGGUGUCAAGGAGUUGAAACUAGAAAAGCCUAUCGACAACCUCCUUGUGACUACCAGCAGCCAACCAGAUUGGCAGCUGUACCUCAACGUGAUGGCUCCCAACGGUGUCAUUUCGCCCCUCUCGGUUGAUUCGAAUGACCUGAAAAUCCCGUACAUGCCUGUGCUAUCAAACGGACUCAGGAUCCAGGGAGGAAUUGUGUCUGCGAGACAGGUGCACCGCGACAUGCUCGAAUUUGCGGCUCAUCAUAACAUCAAGCCGAUAAAAAUGACAUUCCCGAUGAACUUGGAAGGAGUGAAGGAUAGUUUGAAGACUCUGGAAGAUGGCAAGAUGCGGUACCGAGGUGUGCUAGUUGCUGGUAACUGA